AUGCGCCCUCUUAUCGUGACCUGCCACCGCCAGCUGACAGUGGUGGAGUUUGCAUGGAUAGAGAGUUGUCUCAAGCACGGCUCUCGCCUUCCCGAAGCUAAGUUUUUGCUUCGCUCCUCACACAGUGCCUCACACAACGCCUCGCACGGCCCACUGUCACAUCAAGGCGCAGCAGCAACUAGCGUUGGGGGAGUUAGCCCCUCCAAUGCUGAUUUUCCUGCGGACAGGGAGAGCGGGGCUUUUUCUGAGCGAAUCAGGAGUGGACACGUGGGCGCUGCAGGUGACAGCGUGGGGAGAGAUGAGGGGGGUGGGAAGGACGAGGAAGGAAAUGGGGGAGUUCCAGGUUUGACCUUGGCUCGACAGUUGCCGGAGGGGAGUAUAGGAGGGAAGGAGGAGGGCAGUGAUGAGGAGGAAGAAAACGGGGCGGCGACGGGCUGUGCUACCGUCCAGGGUGGGCGGCAGGUUUCGGAGCUUUCUGAGGAGGAGAAGGCGUUCUGGAUGGAGGUGAUAUUUGAGAGUGCAGCCUGGGCGGCAGUUGUGGGGGAGGAGGAAGGGGGCGGGCGCGAGGGGGGGAGUGGGGGAGGGUAUGGGGGGAAGAGGGGAUGGGGGGGAGGAGGCAGAGGGGGUGGGAAAUGGGGAGGGGGAGGGGGGAAGCGGAGGUACGUGAGUGGUACAGACAGGUUUGGGGCGGAAUGGAAACGGUGGAAGCCGGGGGAAAAAGGGGAGAAGGGGGGAAAGAGAGGCAAGGGGGGACGCGGAGAUGAGGAGAUUGAUGGGGUGGGGGGCAUGGGUUUGUCCGGGCGAGUGAUACAGCUGGUGAGGGAGGGGGAGGAGGUGCUGGGUCACACCCAGGGGCUGUGCGUAGCGGGGGGGGAGAGAGAGGAUGAGAAAGAGGGUGGGAGGGAGGAGGUGGCGCAGGGGAGGAGGGAGGGUGCGAGGGAGGGGGAGGAGGUGCUGGGUCACACCCAGGGGCUGUGCGUGGCUGGCGGGGAGAGGGAGAGUGGGAGGGAGAGGGAGAAUGGGGGGGAGAGGGAGAAAGAGGAAGAAAGAGAGCGUGGGGAAGUGGUGCAGAGGGGGAUGGAGAGCGGGAGGGAAGGGGAGUCAGGCCUGGGCGAUGAGUGGCGCUGGUUCAGCUACUAUAAGGCGCUAAGCGUGCUUGAGAAGCUGCCGUUCCGCAUCGUCUCAGCCCAGCAGGUGCAGGGGCUGCCCAGCAUAGGCUCAUCCCUGCAGGGCAAGAUUCAGGAGAUACUGUCCUACGGCAUGAUCAAGAAGCUGCGGGCGUAUCAAGCAGACGACAUGGUUCGCACCCUCUCUCUCUUUUCGGCACGGUCCGGGGAGUUGGCCCCCGCACCGCCCGCCGGUUCUACUCCGCUUACCACCGCUCGCAGCACUGCCUCUCAUGCAUUCAAUCUCCACACUGUCCCUUCCCUUCUCUUUCUUCCCCUCUCUCCCUCCCCCACAGGCCACCGCUCGCUUCGCCAGCUGGCGGGCGAUCCCGGCCUCACGCCAACUCAGCAAAUCGCGCUGCGGUUCCACGAUGAUAUGAACAAGCGAAUCCCGAGGGAUGAGGUGGCGGCGAUGGCAGCUCUGGUGGUGAAGGAAGGAGAGGCGCUGCAGCCAGGGGUGAGUGCAGCCAGGGGUGAGUGCUGCGAGGGGUGGGUGCUGCCUGGGGUGAGUGCUGCCUGGGCCACUGCGACUUCCUGGAGAGGCUGGUGGGUGGGUCGACUGAAGCACGUGGGCAUGGUGACAGAAGGCCUGGUGGUCCCCUCCUUCUUUCCUGUCCCUGUGUGGUCCCCCCAACCCCACACCUUCCUCUCUUCUCACCACAGCCACUGCAGCUUCCUGGAGGGGCUGGUGGGUCGACUGAAGCACGUGAGCUUGGUGACAGAGGAUCUGGUGGUUCCCUCCUUCUCCUUCUCCUCCCGAUCCCAUCCUGCUGUGCGCCGCGCCCCCACCCUCACAUCUCCCUCUCAUCUCACCAGAGUCAUCGGGGCUUGCCACCGUGGCUUCUUGGACAGACUGGUGGGUCGACUGAAGCUCGUGGGGUUCCUGACAGAGGACCUGAUGGUCGGCACACACCACUCGCAGCAGGUGAUGCGAGGUUGCAAGGCUGUGAAAUCGAACGUAGCUUUGGAGAAGCUGAUGGGUCUACUGAAGCACGUGGGGUUCCUGACAGGGGACCUGGUGGUCGGCACACACCACUCACAGCAGCCCCACGGGGAGGGCAAGGGCGUUGACACCUACUUUGGGCUGUGCAGGCAAGCAGGCAGGGAGCAACGGCACCGGAUAGACUUCAAGGUACCAGGCACAGCAGCAGGCAAGUCAGUUUCAUGCGGGAGUGAGAGAGCAGUGUUUGACUUCUUGGGACUGCCGUGGCUGGAACCUCACGAGCGCAACCUCUGA
Closterium sp. Naga37s-1 is the source of this 2403-nucleotide messenger RNA. The record is from the annotation of a GenBank genome assembly. NCBI's taxonomy places the organism in Eukaryota, Viridiplantae, Streptophyta, Zygnematophyceae, Desmidiales, Closteriaceae.